GAAGCUCAACGAGCCUCUCUCAGUCAACCGGCCCCUCCCUAUACGUCUUCCUCUCAGACUCAUGCCUCAGCCGAGCCAGAGCCGCAGGCUGAGUCCCCAGAUCGCCACCAGGACCAGCAGAGUCACGACCAACCGCUACAGAAUGGCGUUAUGCCUACGGUAGCAGAUGUCCCUCCAUCCUCUGCUACACACAGCUCUGCUACAGAGACAGAAUCCUCGGCCCCUGAUCGACCGGCUGUAGAAACUCUUGCACCGGUCUCUUCUGAGACAACCGAGCAGUCAGUCAACACUCAGGUUGUCGAGGUCAUCGAAACCCCAUCAACGGAUGUUCCCGUUGUGAAUGGAGAGCCAGACACGAUGGAAACUGAUACCGCUGUAAAUGGCGGUCAGGCUCCAGUGGAUGGCCAGAUUCAGCCCCAAAACGAAAACACACCGGUCAACGGCACCACCGAACAACAAGAUCAGUCACAACCUCGAGAGAAUGAGGAACCAUCAGAGGACUCCUCGCCUUCUACCGCUUCUGACGGGUCAACAGACUCCAGUGAGUCAACUGAGCGAACGGGAGAAGACUACGACGAGGACGAGAAUGAUGAGCCGGCUUACUGGGCCGAGUACAAGGAGGAUACCUCCGUGGCAGAGGGAGACGAGCUCAAAGAGAUCGAAAGCGGGGAUGCCGAUCACAGUGCUCAUGAGUACGAUUACAUCGAAAAAUCAUUCUACCAUGAACUAGACGAUCCCGAGUACAAGCCGAUAGAGAAAGCCCGUAUAACGUGGAAGAUAACCGGAGUCCGGGGUACCAAGGAAAAGCCUAACAGAGCUACCAUCAUUCGGUCUCCACCGGCCUACAUCGGCGGAUACUACUGGACCCUAAAGUUCUUCCCUCGUGGAAACAGUGUGGGAUCACUCAGCGUUUAUCUCGAGUGUUCCCCAACACCACCAGUGCAGGACAAGGUAGUUCUCGAGACUGAAUUUAAAGUCCUCAAGGGCCCUCCAGAUGCGGUUUUGAGCGACCUGACCCCCGACCAAGAAUAUAAGCUGGCAGCCACUGUCGCUCCACCCAAGUCCACACAAUCCGAAGAAUCUUCUAGAAAGAGUCAAGAAAAGGACCAAGAGGAGCUUCCAGAGGCAGACAGCGAGGAAAAGAUAGAGGGUGAAUCGUCUUCCAAGCCGAGAUCGGACUUCCGUAUCUCGGCUCAAAUCGGAGUCGUUCUCUACAACCCAGAGGAACCACGAACAGGCUGGACUCAAUCCUCCUGCCACCAAUUCAACUCCCACAACUUCGACUGGGGUUGGACACACUUCCAUGGGCCCGGGCCAUGGAACACCAUCCAUCUCCGUCAACAUGGCCAGCGUCAGGCCCUUCUCCGCAAUGAUACUCUAUGUUUUGAUGCAUACAUCCGCCUGUUCGACGAUCCCACAAAAUCUUUGUGGUGGCAUUCAAGCGACUCGGAGCCAAUUUGGGACUCUUACUCCCUUGUUGGCCUCAGACCUAUGGGUGAUGUGUCGGUGAACUACUGCCAGCACACAGCAGGCUUAGUGCCAUGGCUUCUCCUAUCUCCGUUUAGAGAAAUGGUCAAGAGUAUCGAUGUUAUGAAGCAUAUCAACCAUAUAGCCGCUCGCCCAAAGCCGGUGUGUGAGGCACUGCAGGUUAUCGUACAUGAGAUGACUGCAGAGAACAUUGCUUCCGUACGCACCGAAGGAGUACUGAAGGGCCCUAAGGUAUCUACUCGAGGCCUCUGGAGAUGUAGUUGAAUUCUGGGAGCGCCUUAGACGAAGUCUACAGAUCGAACUUGCUGGCACUGAUGCCAUUGAGAAGCUGGCCUCCAUCUUUGACAGCCCCAAUGAUGACUCGAAGAUGUCAGACGAGUCAUUAAAUAUGCUUCCUCGUGAUUUUAACAGUCGCAUUCGUAUCACCUCCGAGAAUACUGAGAGCAUACAGUCCGGUGUCACAGAGUAUUUGAAGGCUCGAGAGGGCAAAUGGUCACUCCCUCCUGUCCUACAAAUUGAACUCUCACGUCAGAAAUUCGAUAAAAAGGCUCGUCAAUGGAAAUUCCUUGUCAACCGUGUACACCGUAACGAGGAACUUGAUCUCUCUAGCUUUGUUGACUCUGGGGUCCAGGGUAAAUACACAUUGUUCAGCUUCAUUGCUCACAAGGGCCAUCGGACAUCACGAUGGUAUUACCCCCUUGUUCGGCCCGCUGGUCAAGGAACCCAUUGGCUCGCUUUCAAGGGUGAAGACCCUUACCGAAUUGAGUGUCUGACUGCCAAAGCUGCCACAGAAAGUUAUGAAGGCCUUGAUAUUGCAGAGGUUGGCAACGGAGAGCCCGUCAACGCCGAGAUCGCAGUCGCAUUUAUCUACAUCCGCAAUGAUCUGCAGGACCAAUACUUGACUCCUAAGCUGGAGUCCUGGACCCCUUCGCCUGCAUGGCACCGUUAUAUGCAGGGCCUCUCUCCUGACAAAUCAGCCGUUGAGCCAGAGCAGCAAAUCCCAGUUGUCUUCUAUGGUAUAAACGGUGUGUCGAAAGAUACACGGAAUCCGGCGGCGGCAUAUGAUGUUAUUGACCAUCUAACUUCGGAAAAGGACACCAUAACAAUGACAGUUCCGGUAUCAAUGAAUGUCGGUGAAUUGAGAGCCAAGCUUGCGGCCCAACUCUCGACGGAUGAAAACCCAGUCGCUAACGAAAGAAUACGUAUGUGGACUAUUGGGGCACCACAUGAGGUCCGUUUGUUCAAUUUCAGCAUGGAGCCCCUAGUUUCUAUGGGCUUUCAGCUUUCAAGCCUUGGUUGGAAUGCUUUGCGCAUAUGGGUUCAAAUUUUGAAUGAGGAAGAUGUAAAAUACUUCUCCAUCCCCGAGUUUGUUACUCCACCACCUGUUCCCAAUGAAACAGAUAUGAAGGAGGAUUUGCCAGCUCCUCCAUCACAACCCCUCGUUGAAAACGAGGAGCAACCUCAGCCAGCUCAAGAGAUCCAGCCGUCCAGCCAGGAUGAAGAUGUCGAAAUGAAUGAUGCUAGCCCUGAGGAAGCACCUACCCAACCUAAUCAGAACCGGGAUGAACCUGAACAUCCUUCAGAACACAUCCCUAGUGCACCAGAACUGCCAGAACAUGAAAUGUCGGAUAAUGCCCCUGAGCAACCUGGGACUAAUGGCAUUGAACCCACCUCCGUUCCCGAAGCACAAACCGAUGAGCAAGCUGCAAACGAAGCUAUCAUUGCCUCAAUAAUAGCACAAGAUCUCGCACUCCUAGACCAGUCGCAGGAGAUGGACACAAGCGGCAGCUUUACAGAAGCAAACGGAAUUUCACCCCCUCCCCCUAUGAUCGAUGAAGAAGCCGCAGAUUCCCCAAGAAAUGAGGCUGAAGAAAGUAGAGAAGUCCAAGAACAUCACUCUGGCUCUGAAGACUCGCAGAUGGAAGGUUCUCCGAUUGUUGAAUCUCAAAACGACGCUCCUGAAGAAACAAAUGCUCAAACAAGCCAGGAGGAAGUCCAGAGAGAGGAACCCGUGAUUCUUGAGCCUCCGGUCACAAAAUCAGACCUUAUCCUGCCAUGCGACCAAGUGUACUACUUCGUCCAGGAAUUCGACGCUGACAAGCAGACUGUGGAAACCGUUGGUGCUUUCUUCGCGAGGUCAUCUUGCAAUGUUCGCGAGCAGGUCCGAAAGACACUGGGUCUGUCUGAAGAUCAGGGAUAUAACUUCUGGUCCCGCCGUAAGGCCGUGGCUUCGGUUCACAGCGUCUCGUCAAGCCACAAGUUUAGAGAUCUGAUAAACGACGUUGGAUGUAUCAUUUUUGGAAAAACCAUACCCAAGCGCCGGUAAGCAACAAGUAUAAGUUAUAAACUGAGUAGCAGGUACUAACAAAUUAUCUAAAUAGACAAACUGAACUUGUGGAGGAAGGCUGUUUCCUUACUCCAGACCGUCUCCUGGAAUAUCUCUGGGCCGUUGAUCGCCAACACCCAAAUAAAUCCUUCACUGGUAAAAAGACAAUAGAAGCCGUUCUAAAUGGUGAAUACUAUUCUGGUGACCUCUGCAAAGGUUACUACCACGGCAACGGAACUCACAUCUCCGAAACCGGUGACACGUACACCGGUGACUUCGUCCAAGGCCGUCGCCAGGGUACAGGUAUGAUCGAGCACAGCUCCGGUGACACUUACACCGGCGAUUGGUUCGAAGACCAACCACAUGGCCAAGGGACGUGGGUCGAACACAAGACCGGCAACAAAUACGUUGGCGGCUACCGUAACGGUAAACGCCACGGCAAGGGCGUCAGUUACUGGGAAGUAGCUGACGAGGAGAUGAACCUUUGCCAAAUCUGCUAUACCGAAGAACAGGACUCGCUAUUCUAUACCUGCGGACACGUGUGUGCCUGCGGAACAUGCGCGAGACAAGUCGAAAUUUGUCCCGUCUGCCGAGAGAAAGUCAUCAGCGUCGUGAAGAUUUUCAGAUGUUAAGAGAUGAUAUCUAUUCGCAUAUCAUAUACCAUAAACCAAAUACACCAAUACAACAUCCUACCACCCAUACAUGGACUGAGAAUUAAAAACCAUCUUCUCCCUUUUCCAACUCACCCCUAUAUCAACCUCAAUUUAAAAUCUCUAAUCUCUCCCUAGAUUAAAUGGUCUCUCUACUUGGCGUCCUGUCUUUUACCUGAGCCAAUUCCAGCAAGUUUACUCCCUUUUUUCUUUCUUUUUUCUACCUUUAAUCAUGACUUGAACGCUUAGUGUGGUGUUAGCCUCCACGAUUCCCUCCCAUUUUUUCUCCCCGAGUUUAGGCUGUGUUGAUCUUUUCCCACUAUCUUAACCCAAGUGCUGCUUUUACCCGUUCCACUCAUCUCUACCCUAACUCUACUAUCUUCUUCAAAUGUAUUCAGACCAAAGUACUCAUACCUUCUGGUGCCAUGUUGCUUUGCGGCUUCUCCCGGCGUAAAUUGUUUAUUUAGCCCCUGACGAUGACGAAAUAUUAGUUUGAAAUCCUUUCCUUCAUUUAACUAGCUAUGCUACACCGAUACUCAUUCGGGCCCGAAAUAGAAGUUUAUCUUUGCAAAAACCAAAAAGUCCAUUCUUGUUUUUAUCAUUUGCUAGAUGAGGUUGCUUGGAAAUCUAGAAGUGCUAAAAUAUCCUGGCCAUGGUAGCUGAACUUUGCGCCAAUGUUAAGACAAAAUGAUGGGUAGGUUUGGAGUGCAUAAGAAAAAUGUCAAGUAUAUCUGUCCAUCAGAGCCUUGAAUAAGGGAUCCUG
Molecule: messenger RNA, 5227 nt
Organism: Trichophyton rubrum CBS 118892
Lineage: Eukaryota; Fungi; Ascomycota; Eurotiomycetes; Onygenales; Arthrodermataceae
Exons: 3
Coding region: 1856-3814 (652 amino acids)
Biological process (GO): protein deubiquitination
Molecular function (GO): cysteine-type deubiquitinase activity
Source: RefSeq, a predicted model, not a curated record